Molecule: messenger RNA, 1251 nt
Organism: Anopheles stephensi (Asian malaria mosquito)
Lineage: Eukaryota; Metazoa; Arthropoda; Insecta; Diptera; Culicidae
Product: PXMP2/4 family protein 3
Exons: 4
Coding region: 374-952 (192 amino acids)
Cellular component (GO): cytoplasm; membrane
Source: RefSeq, a predicted model, not a curated record
UAUACAACCGAGCAAUGCCACCAGCCUAAUGUUUACAUCUGCUGGCACUACUUGACGGCUGUCAACGUCAGUUGUCAGUUGGGUGUACCGUUAGUACGGUGUUUAUCAAAACAGAUCAGCCCACUUUUGGGUGGCAAGUCGCAAAAAGUGUGUUAUUCAAAGAAAGAGGAAAGAACUCUGUACAGUGCGCUGCGCUUCAUAUUUUAGCCAAUAGGUAAAGGCUUGUGUUGUAAAGUUGUAUGUUUGUUACCAGAAUCCUGCAUCAUCUGUGCACCCAGUCCAGUCCAACGUUGCCCCUGCUGACCUCCUUUCCUUCACGGCUCGCACCCCAUUUGCUCAGUGUUUGUUGCUGUUCCUGUUUGACCGUUUAAAGAUGUCCCUUUCGAGACCGCUGUAUAACCUGCUCGGUUCCUAUCUGGAACAACUCUUCGAGCAUCCGCUACGCACGAAAGCUUUAACGAGCUGCGUUAUUGCAUCGUCCGCCAACUUGGUCUCACAGAAGCUGGGUGGUGCCAAGCAGGUGAACACGGACUCGGUGCUGGCGUACGGGCUGUUCGGGCUGAUCUUUACCGGUCCACUGUCGCAUUUCUUCUACAGCUGGUUGGAUCGCAUCACGAACGAUAGCCGGUUCAAGAAGCUGCUGAUGCUGCUGGGCGAACGGGCGCUGUUUGCGCCAGUCAUCACGGCACUCUCGCUGUACUUUAUCUCACGGUUUGAGUACAAAAGUCACGAUGAAGCGUUCGUCAAUUUGAUUACCCAGUAUCGGAGCAUUCUGCGGGGCAAUUGGAAAUAUCUGACGCUGCCCGUGUUUAUCAACUUCAACUACAUUCCGCCGAUGUUGCGCGUUCUCUUCGCAAACAUCAUUGGCUUCUGCUGGAUGGUUGUGCUGUCCACCAAGCGAAGGAAAGCGGAGCAGCGUCGCCAGGCUCAGGAGAAGAGCAAGUCUGUCUGAUCUUCCCAACCUUCUCGACCGCUGGAAGACCAUCGAACUGAACUGAAACAGAACUUGACCGGCUAAGCCCAGUCCGACAACUGCAUUUGAUUGUAUCAUUUAAUUCCAGUGCACACACACACACAUUUUUUCUGGUGGAAAAGAAACGAAAAUCAGCACGCAGUGCUAUUGGAUAGAUAAGGGGUUUGGGAAAAAGAAGAAAAAAGAACGUUUUAUCUAUUAAGUGUUCAAGUGGAUAUUGUUUUGUUUUAAAUAGUCAAAAAUAAAAGCGCCAUCAAACUGACAUUUUUAAAGCAUAA